Cuscuta campestris is the source of this 2240-nucleotide messenger RNA. NCBI's taxonomy places the organism in Eukaryota, Viridiplantae, Streptophyta, Magnoliopsida, Solanales, Convolvulaceae. The record is from the annotation of a GenBank genome assembly.
CCCUUUAAAUGACGAGCCCUAUGCGGCCCCAUAAAUUUAUGAACUGAUACAAUAACGUUGAGAGAAAAAAAUCACUACUCAACGGAGAUGAGAAGCCAUGAAAUUGCAACCCAAACACCACUUGUGUUUUCUACCACAUAGGACUUGCUCCGUCUACAAUUUUUCUUCCUGGUUUGACCAUGCACGCAUUUUGACUAUACAUAACAUGCUCUUGGCACGUUGGUUGAGUGCCGCCAUUGCAUCAUUCCAAACUCCACAUCAGCCAUUGCGGAAAUUCCAAUUAUGUCCUCUCAUCAAUCAACGACGUCAAGCAUUUGAGUCCCGAGACCAACACAUUGAAGCACAUACAUUAUACAUCUUUUCACUCUUGAAAUAACAACUCAAUUUGUUCGGAUCCAGUAGAGGAAGAUGAUGAAGGCCACACAAUGGGCAAGGGAGUAUGAGAGUGGAGGGGAAUGAAUUAGAGAUAAUGAUAAAAACGACAAUUUAUUGUUCUUUUGCCAAAAAAGAAAAUCGGGAAAAAAUUUAUUAAUAGACGCAAAAAGGAUGAAUUAAAUACACAUUGUCGAGAUCAAGGCAAAUUAGAGAAUUGUAUGGUUGGGAUGUAUCAAAAAAAAAGUAGUGCGACAGAAUAUCAUACACAAACCUAUAUCAUUUAAGACAAAAAAAUGAGAAAUUUUAGAUAAUCUAACUUAAGCCACUACUUUUUGUGCAGCGAGCUUCAUCAAAGUUAAUAUUGGAAUUUGAUUUAAUACUGAAAAUAGGAAUCAAUAUUUUAAAAAAUGUAAAAUAAAAAUAUGUAAAGAUCUGUACUGCAAGACGUAGUUAAAAAAAUAUGGAGCAUACAUGUUUGUCAAAAAUGUGAUUCUUUCAAAUUUGUUUUUAUUUUGGGUGCACUGCCACUUCCAAGUAAUGCUUUGGGAAAUGCUAUGUAAAAAAGAUUUGCUAGAAAACUUAUAUUCGAAAACUAAUUUGCAUCAUAUUUUAUGUUUUCAAUUAAAAAAACAUGAUAAACAAGUUAGUGUGGUUGAUCAAACAAUAAAACAGAACGAAUAGUACGACCAAAGUUAAUCAAACCACAGAACAGAUUGAAUAGUACAAGCAAAGUAGGUCAAAAACCAGAAAACAGAAUGAACAGUAAAACCAAAGUUGAUCAAACCAUAAAACAGAUUGAAUAGUAUGACCAUGUUUGAAUUUUUUCAGAGGUUAGUGAAAUAAGACAGUUGGUUUGACGUAGAGAGUAUAGAUUUGAGUGUGUUCUUUUUUUCUUAAAAGGGGAAAAGUCAUUUCCCCUCAAACUAUAGUAGUGGUAGAGAAGUGCGGUGCGGGCAUAAAAGUUUUUGUGAAAGCUCUCUUGUACUAAUAGGCAAAAAGAAGAUGAGACAAGGCACACAUCCAAUUCUACCUUAGAGAGUGCAAUGCUAGAGACAUAGGUAAUCUUACAAGUUCUCCAUGGUGUUGACAACUUGUUGCACUUCAAAUUGUCCUCUGCUCCAUAGAGACUAGCACAUAGAAGUACUAGAACAGAAUAUAGAAAUGUGAAAUCAGCCCGAAAGCACUUGUAGGUUCAAAAGAGGAAGAAAAAAUGGUAGGAAGUUGUUAAAGAAAUGUGAAACACUGAUGCGGUGGUCAUGAUGUGGGUUUUGAAUUGAUGUCCCAAACAAACAAGCAGGAGUCAGAGAGUUGAUUGAAAUAAUUUUUAACAAAAUAUACUCCUGGAGAAACCUAAAAUGUUUCUUAAUUAUGUGGGUUUUGAAUUGAUGCAUUUUGAUUUUUGAAUACUAGAAGUCAGGUCAUUAAACAUGGUGUUAAUAAGAGCAUCUUCUUUCCUGGGCUAGGCUGGAAAUGGGGUUUGACAUGGUAAUUUUUAAACAAAGGUAGAUAAAAUUAUCCACUGAAAAAUUUAGGUGUGCCCAAGGAAUGGAGAGAAAUAGAAGAGAGCAGGCAAAAGUUACCUGCAACAUCAGAGGUUAGAAGAUACAAAGGAAAUACAGAGUAAAUUAGAAUGUAAAUCCUGCUGUAUAAAAAUUUCUUGAAGUGAUCUCUAUGUGUGUGUACAAGGGGGUACAGCAGUGAAAAAAACCAAAUGAUCACAUGUUAAAUUUGCAAAACUACAAAUUGAACAUUUCAUUUACACUUUGUUUGGUUCACGGAAUUUGAAAGGGAAAAGAAAAGCAAAUGAAGUGGAAAACAGUAUUUACUUGUUUGGUUAGAGGGGGAAAGAAAGGAGAAGUGGAAGG